CUAGCAGAUGCUACAGUGUUGUGUCAAGAGCUUUACUGUGGAGACAUUGCUGAGCCGAAAGCAUAUGUACAACCUUCAGGGCAAAUAUGGAUGGAUCAAGUGGCUUGUACAGGAAAUGAGUUGACAGUGCGGGACUGUCCUUUUACUGGUUGGGGUGUGAGCAGUUGUUUGGAUGGACUUCAUGCUGGAGUUUCAUGUCAACCAACGGCGAGAAAAGUUGUGUUGAGGAUUGUGGUGAAGGCCGAGAGUGGAUUCAAUGUCAAUGAUCCAGAUAUCAAGAACAAGCUUCUGGAUAUGAUUGGGAAUGUGGUUGGAGAUAGAGGAAAGUAUAAAGAAUAUUGGAGAAUACAGCCUGAUGAUGAGCAAGUUUUUCACAAACAGAGAACAGCCACAGGUCUUUUCUGAAUGACAGAAAAGGGAGAAAACAGAUUCUAAUACUAAUUAUAAUCAGAAUCACAAUGAGCUUUAUUCACCAAGUGUGCACAAACAAACAAGGAUUUUCUGUGGUUUCCAAGAGCUGUACAUACAUACAACACAAGAAAAUAUGAAGAACGUUUAAAUAAAACAAUAAAAAUAAAUAAAUAAAUGAAAUACAAUGAAGCACAUCAAGAUCAAUAAGAUGUGGGUAUUAAUGUACUGUGUAUAUAUAAACUGUAUAAGUGGAAAAAGUAUGUAUUUACAUAAUGACAUAUAAUGACAUU
Messenger RNA from Carassius gibelio (silver crucian carp), 701 nucleotides. RefSeq lists its product as uncharacterized. The transcript has 4 exons. Gene Ontology annotation, cellular component: membrane. The record is from RefSeq and is a predicted model, not a curated record. The coding region runs from base 91 to 405 and encodes 104 amino acids. NCBI's taxonomy places the organism in Eukaryota, Metazoa, Chordata, Actinopteri, Cypriniformes, Cyprinidae.